CUCCGCUCGGCGCAGCUGGAGGGGGCGAACCUCGAGGGCGCCGACCUGCGCGGCGCCGACCUCACCGGCGCCAACCUCGCUGGCGCCAACCUGAAGAAUGCCGACUUGCGCGGCGCAGUCCUCAUCGGCGUCAACCUCGAGAAGGCCGACCUCGAGGGCGCCAAACUGCAGGGCGCGAAGUUCGAGCGCGCC
Messenger RNA from Emiliania huxleyi CCMP1516, 192 nucleotides. RefSeq lists its product as hypothetical. Lineage: Eukaryota; Haptophyta; Isochrysidales; Noelaerhabdaceae. The annotation marks the transcript as partial. The transcript has a single exon. The record is from RefSeq and is a predicted model, not a curated record.